AUGUCGUCCUCAUCACAAGGAGAUCUCCCUUCCGACACCCUCCCCUCCUCUACCACCACCACAACUUCCAGCUCCUCCACUUCUACCUCACGAUCCGGUUCUCACACACCCCAGCAAAACUCAGGCGCCUCCUCCUACAGUCAAUACUUCUCCUACCCAGUCAGCCACGUCGUCUCAGGUCUCUAUCGGCGCCUGACAGACCCCAACGUCCCUACAACCGCCAUGCCCUCCUCCCUCCCCUGGUCAACAUCAUCUUCCUCGUCCGAAGUAUUCACGCCGCGCCGAACAGCCUCACCCUUCCAACCUCCACCACUCACCCCGCUCACUCUCACAAUCCCUCGAGGCGCAGACCUCCUCCAACAGCAACUCCUCACACGCGCCCUCGCCGAGGAAAUCCGCCUCCUCGUCCCAGCCCGCCUCCAACUCGUCGAGACCUGGCGUCUCGCCUACAGCCUCGAUCGCGACGGCGCCUCCCUCCACACCCUCUACGACCACUGCCAACAAUUCUCUCACCGCAGCCCGCGGGCGGGCUACGUCCUCGUAAUUCGCGACUCGUCCCCCUCCGGCGCCGUCUUCGGCGCCUACAUGACCGACGCCCCACACCCGGACUCCCAAUUCUUCGGCACGGGCGAGUGCUUCCUCUGGCGCGCGAGCGUGCUACCACCCCCGGCAAGCUUGGGCCUCGCAUUCACAGGCGACGGUCCUCAGUCUGAGGAAGCGCUGGAGCGAGCUGGUCUGCCGCCCCCGCCUUCGGCUGAUACUACCCACGCUGGACGUUGGAGUACUUUCCGCAGUGACCCGCGGGCCAAGGCGAAGACUGAGUCGUCGCCGGCUCAUAAUUUGAAUAUGAAUAUCAAGACGAAUCUGGCUGCGGCUAGUGGCGGUGCGCUGGCGCCUCCGUCGCCUUCGUCUAUUGAUACCCCGUCACGGAGUGGGGCGAGUACCCCGGAGCGUAUUCGUUUCAAGGCGUUCCCGUAUAGUGGAGUGAAUGAUUAUAUGAUAUUUUGCGAGACUGGAUUUUUGAGUCUGGGUGGAGGUGAUGGACGCUACGGUCUUUGGAUGGACUCUGGCCUUGAGAAGGGAGUUAGCUCGCACUGCCAGACUUUUGGCAACGAACCUCUCUCUGAUGAAGGAGAGAAGUUUGACGUUCUCGGUGUCGAGGUUUGGUAUGUGGGAUCGUAA
Penicillium cataractarum is the source of this 1182-nucleotide messenger RNA. Its product is annotated as putative oxidative stress response protein Oxr1. Gene Ontology annotation, biological process: response to oxidative stress. Lineage: Eukaryota; Fungi; Ascomycota; Eurotiomycetes; Eurotiales; Aspergillaceae. The record is from RefSeq and is a predicted model, not a curated record. The coding region runs from base 1 to 1182 and encodes 393 amino acids. Gene Ontology annotation, cellular component: nucleus. The transcript has 2 exons.